CGCUGGGUUAGGUUGGGCCGGGCCGGCCCGCAAGGUUUGACAGCAGUAGCUAUAACCAUAAAUAUCAGUUUCAGUCUCAAAUUAGUGCAAAUUAAAAAUCCAAAAAGCAUUAGAAUUUUUUUAUUCGAAGAUGAGUUCGGAAGCAGAAGCAGCGCAUGUACUGAUAUUUCCGAUGCCGGUGCAGGGCCACCUCAAUUCCAUGCUAAACCUAUCCCAGCUCUUCUGCUUAGCCGGCUUCCACGUCACCUUCAUCAUUUCCGACUUCAGCCACCGCCGCCUCCUCCAGCACACCUCCGUCGCCGCCACCUUCGCCCGUUACCCGGGAUUCCAGUUCCGGACUCUCCCCGACGGCCUCCCCGACGACCACCCACGCGCCGGUCAGAGAGCCAUGGAGUUUUUGUCCUCCGUCACAAACGUCACAGUCCCACUUUUCAAGAAAAUGAUGCUCCAAGAAAAUUUCUUCGCCGCCGCCGGCCGUAGACCGGUUACCUGCUUCGUUGCAGACGGGCUGCUGAGCUUCGCCGCCGACUUCACCGAAGAGAUUGGGCUUCCCCUCAUCUACUUCCGAACUGCUACCACCUCCUACUUCUGGGCUCUUUUCUGCUUUCCUCGCCUCCUUCAAGCUCAAGAAUUUCCUUUCGCAGAAAAUUCGAUGGAUGAAUUAGUUGAAAGCAUACCAGGAAUGGAAGGUUUCCUUCGGCGACGUGACCUGCCGAGUUUUUACCGUGUCGAUGUGAACGACCCCAUGCUUGAGAAAGUGGUAGCUGUAACAAGGCUAAUUGUGAGGGCGCAAGCGGCCAUAUUCAACACUUGUGAUGAUCUCGAGGGGCCGAUAGUUGCCGAGAUACAGAAGCAUGUGCCGAGAAUUUUCUCCAUCGGUCCAAUUCACGAGCAAGUGAAAUCCAGACUCACGGAGAAGAAGGAAGAGGCCUCCAUCAUCACGGCGAGUCUAUGGGCAGAAGACCGGAGCUGCAUCGAUUGGUUGGACGCGCAGCCACCCAAAUCUGUCAUCUAUGUUAGCUUUGGGAGCAUAACACUUGUGACGAGAGAGCAAGUGUUAGAGUUCUGGCACGGCUUGCUUAACAGUUCGCAGAGAUUCUUGUGGGUGAUGAGGCCGGAUUCCAUCAUCGGGGAUGAAGGAAAUGAUCAAUUAGUUUUGGCGGAAUUAAUGGAACGUAGUAAAGAAAAGGGUUUGUUGGUGGAGUGGGCGCCGCAGGAGAAGGUGCUCAACCAUCCUGCGGUGGGCGGCUUCUUGACGCACAGUGGAUGGAACUCGACUCUCGAGAGCAUUGCGACGGGUGUGCCGAUGAUAUGUUGGCCUUAUUUUGCCGAUCAAACCACUAAUAGUAGGUUUGUGAGUGAAGUUUGGAAAGUGGGAUUGGACAUCAAAGAUACUUGUGAUAGAUUGAUUAUUGAGAAGGCGGUGAGGGAUUUGAUGGAAGUGAGAAAAGAUGAGUUUUUGGAAAUGGCACAAAAUAUGGCUAAACUUGUGAAAAAGUCUGUUAGUAAAGGUGGUUCAUCAUAUUCUAAUAUGGAUGACUUAGUACAGUAUAUCAAGUCAUUGGUGAUUUGAUUAUGAACUAAUGCAUUGUUAUUUGCAAGUUCAGGUAUAUUUUGGCAAGAUUAUAGCGAUUUAUAUGGCUUAAAUUUAUUGUUAGUGUUAUUUUUUAACGAUGUUUUUGUUUGUAUUUUCUGAAAACUACAAAUAAAUUAACAUGUGCGGUGUUGAAUAAAACAAA
Messenger RNA from Salvia miltiorrhiza (redroot sage), 1739 nucleotides. Its product is annotated as 7-deoxyloganetic acid glucosyltransferase-like. Gene Ontology annotation, molecular function: UDP-glycosyltransferase activity. The record is from RefSeq and is a predicted model, not a curated record. The transcript has 2 exons. Lineage: Eukaryota; Viridiplantae; Streptophyta; Magnoliopsida; Lamiales; Lamiaceae. The coding region runs from base 131 to 1573 and encodes 480 amino acids.